Molecule: messenger RNA, 2097 nt
Organism: Solanum pennellii
Lineage: Eukaryota; Viridiplantae; Streptophyta; Magnoliopsida; Solanales; Solanaceae
Product: organic cation/carnitine transporter 3-like
Exons: 2
Coding region: 1-1434 (477 amino acids)
Biological process (GO): transmembrane transport
Cellular component (GO): membrane
Molecular function (GO): transmembrane transporter activity
Source: RefSeq, a predicted model, not a curated record
AUGAGUGAUCAAUCGUUAUUAAAUCGAAAAAAUACAUCGAAAACGCUCGAUGAGACGAUAGAGAGGUGCAUUGGUGAAUUUGGAUGGGCACAAUUGUUACAAUCCGUCCUCGUAUCUCUAUCGUGGGUUUUCGAUGCACAACAAACAUUUAUCAGUGUCUUCACCGACACACAUGCCGUUAAUGAAUGGUCGUUACAGCAACAAGGGGUGAGUUCACUUCUCAAUGGAUUACCAGCGUCUUCGUUUUUCAUAGGUUGUCUUAUUGGAGGUUUGGUAUUAUCCACAUUGGCUGACACAAAACUCGGACGAAAAAACAUGUUGGUUUUUUCAUGUCUUGUCAUGUCAGUAGCCGGAACCAUUACAUCGAUUUCAACGAACAUUUGGAUUUACUCAUUUUUGAGGUUUUUGAGUGGAUUUGGAAGGGCUACUAUUGGGACUUGUGCACUUGUUUUAUCAACAGAGUUAGUAGGAAAUCAAUGGCGUGGACAAGUUGGUAUAAUUGGUUUUGUUUGUUUUACUAUUGGUUUUCUAUCAUUGCCAAUUAUUGCUUUUUUGAAUAAAGAGUCUUCAUGGAGAGUGAUGUAUUUGUGGACAUGUAUUCCAACAAUUUUGUACUCAAUUUUGGUACAUUUUUUGGUUUGUGAAUCACCAAGAUGGCUUUAUGUAAGAGGGAACAAAGAGGAAUUUGUGUCAACUUUGAAAAGUAUUACAACAAGGAGUAGCUUGACAUUGAGCUUCUUUGGAUCCUUUUUUGAAUUUGAAGAUCAAGAACAUGAUAAUAAAUCGAACGAGUCAUCAACAAUUAAUCUCUACUCAGCUAUCAAGAUGUUGAUCGAAAGAAAAUGGGCUUUUAGACGACUUAUAUCGGUUAUGUUGGUUGGUUUUGGCAUAGGAAUGGUAUAUUAUGGGAUGCCAUUAGGUGUUGGAAAUUUACCUUUUAAUCUAUACCUAAGUGUUACACUUAAUGCACUAUCAGAAUUACCAGCAUCAAUAGUAACAUUUUUCCUAAUUGGAAAACUAACUAGGAAAAAAUCACUAUUAGUAUUUGCUAUGUUAAGUGGAAUAUGUAGUAUAGGUUGUGUAAUAGUACAAAAUGAUGAUUUCAAAGUAUUACAAAUGGGGUUUGAACUUUUUUCAUUUUUUAGUGCAUGUACUGGUUUUAAUGUUUUGUUAAUUUACACUGUUGAAUUGUUUCCAACUUGUGUUAGAAAUUCAGCAGUGUCAAUGGUGAGACAAGCAUUGGUACUUGGUGGUGCAAUAAGUCCAAUGUUAGUGGCUUUUGGGAGGAAAAAUAGAUGGUUUUCUUAUGGAGUUUUUGGGAUUUGUAUAGCAAUUUGUGGAUUGUUUGUGUUGUGUUUGCCAGAAACUAAAGGAAGGACAUUGAGUGAUACUAUGGAUGAAGAGGAGUACAAUGAAAGUGUAUUUGUUUGCUAAUAUCAAUUAUUGUAAAGUAUGACAUUUUCUUCAAUAAAAUUUUGAAUCGAGAGUCUAUCAGAUUCAGUCUUUCUAUCCCACAAAAGUCUAUGUACAUCUCAUUCACCCCAAACUCCACAUAUGAAAUUAUACUGAGUCUGUUCAGGUUAACAUUUUUCAAUAAAAUUUUGGAUAAAAUGUCUGUCAGAUUCAAUCUUUCUGUCCCUCAAAGGUAGAGGUUAAGUCUGUGUACACUUCACUCACUCCAGACUUCACUUGUGAAUCACACUGAGUUAGUUCCUGUUGUUGAUGAAUUUUUAAUAAAAUUUUGAGUUGAAGGUCUAUCGAAUUCAGUCUCUCUAAUCCACAAAGACAGAAGCUAAGUUUGUGUACACCUGACUCACUCCAGACUCUACGUAUGGAAUCACAUUAAGUUUGUUCUUGUUGUUGAUAAUUUUUUUCAAUAAAAUUUUGAGUUGAAGGUCUAUCAGAUUCAGUUUCUCUUCUACAGAGGUACAAGUUAAGUCUGCAUACACCCUGCUCAACCCCAGACUCCACUUAUGAAAUAACAUUGAGUUUGUUCUUGUUGUUGAUAAUUUUUAAUAUUUUUUUAGCGAAGGCUUGUCACAUUCAGUCUCUCUGUCUCGCAAAGAUAGAGGUUAUGUCUUCAUACACCUCGUUCAA